Schistosoma spindalis is the source of this 2178-nucleotide messenger RNA. Lineage: Eukaryota; Metazoa; Platyhelminthes; Trematoda; Strigeidida; Schistosomatidae. The record is from the annotation of a GenBank genome assembly.
AUGCCAGGAGAUAAUCAACAACAAAGUGCCUAUAAAUAUCGAAAUACCCGUUACGGAAUUCAUCAUGAUGAGGCUGGGGCUAAUGUUAAAUCCGCUUCACCUAAACAAUGUGAAGAUCUUUUAACUGAAAAUCUACCAAGAAUUGAUACAGCUCGUUUAGCGAAUGAUCCAUUUUUAGGUACAGUAGCUGGUCGAUUAGCUCAAGAAAUACAUGAUGAAUUUCUUGUUUGCAAAAUAUGCUUCGAUAGUUAUACGAAUCCAAAAUGUCUUGCGUGUUUGCAUACAUUCUGUGCAAAAUGUAUUGAAAAGCAUAUAUCAGCUGAAGUUACUUAUAAUAAAUAUACAGAUUAUCGUGAUUUCACUUGCCCAUUAUGUCGUAAACGUACACAACUUCCAUUAGGUGGUGUUAAACGAUUACCAGAUAAUUUUCUAAUUUCUGGCCUAACUGAUUUAGUACUACGACAAAGAGCAUCAUCGAAUGGUUCGUCAACAGCUACAAUUAUUGGUAGUCCAACUACUUGUAGAAUUAACAAUAGAAUGGAAAAUAGUAGACGAGUAUCAACCACUGUUAACGAAAGUAUUGAUUCAUUACAUCAAUUACCAAAUUUGGAAAGGAAGCAAUUACGUUAUGGAGAAUGUGAGAUUUGUUCACAAGUAAGUCGAAUUGAUAGAGGACAUUCAAGUGAACCAUUGAAUAAAACAAAUUCAUCAGAAAUCAAUGGUCUAACUAAUGCUAAUGACAAUUAUAAUGGUAAUAGUCAACAACGCGCUAGUUCAGCUUGUUUAAAUAGUUCACCAAAAGCAACAUCGAAAUGUUUAGAUUGUAAUAAACUUCUAUGUGAUGAAUGUGUCCAACGACAUAGAAAUACUAAAGUUACUAAAGAUCAUGCGACAUUUGAGUUACAAUCACAUAGUGAUAUUGAAUGUAAAGAUCAUCCAGGUGAAACUGUACGAUUUUAUUGUGAAGCUUGUUCAAUGUGUAUAUGUGUUCUAUGCACAUUCAAUGCACAUCGUGAACAUGAAGUAACAAGUUUUGGUGAAGCUGUCGCAAAAUUACGACAUGAAAUAAGUAGGAAUUUAGAUACUACAUGUCAACGUAUUGGAAAAGUUCAAUCUCAGUUACAUAACGUUCGAGAUGCUGCUAAUAUUAUACAUAGAAUUGAACAAAGAAUUCACGACACUGCAGAACAUUUCAUGGAAGAAAUUCAACGACAAGAACAAGAAUUGAUUAGUGAAUUACAUCAAUUUGUUGGUGAACGUAAUAUGCAUCAUAUACAGAAUCAAUCGGAUCAAGAACAAAAUAUUGAAAUUGCUGAAAGUCUAUUUAAAGAUAUUGCCAAUUCAUUAGAUAAUCAAGAUAUGGAAUUAUUAUUAAUUCGAUCAAAUUUAUAUGAAAAAAUUACUGAAUUAAAUCAUUUAGAAUUAAUUACAGAUAAAUUUGAUGCAAUGAAAUUGGAAAUAUAUUUUCGAACUGGAGCUGUAAAUCUAGGCUAUUUAACAAAUGAAUCAGCAAUGAAUAAUAUACAUCAUCACGCUGACGAUGAUGAUGAAGAUGAUGAUGACGAAAAUUAUGAAGAUUUAUCUAUGCCUCUGGAAUGUAGUUCAUCUUCGACCGGUUCUAAUACAUCAUCAUCCAUAGAAUUAGCUAACAGACCAUGCAUAAAUUCAACCGCUUGCCAAACAGAUAUAAGCUUAACAGAUCCAAACGAUCAAUGUAAUUUAACUGUUCAACAGAUCCAACUACCAACUAAGCAGUGCCGUACACGAGCAUGCAAUACAGAAUUAAUAUCGAUGACAAAUCAAGAAACAAAUACACGUCCACGUGGUAUUCAUACAAUAAUCACUUUUUCAGAUAUUUCUUCAAAUGCAGCGUCGGAAGAAUUUUUAGCUAAACUUGAUAAAGAAACAAUAAAUUUUAAUGAGAUGGAUAAUCUAACUAGAGCGAGGAUACGUCGUAAACUUCAUGAACGUUUUAAUACAGUUGAUCAGAUUUCAAAUGGUGGUAAUAGUAACGGCAUUUUGUGUAAUGCACCACAUACAUCAUUGCAUUUUGGAUCAAAUGGAACAUCGCCAGCCUCAAUAACUCAACCGACAAAUGUCAAUAACAAUACUAUUUAUAAUCAUAACGAUGCUCAUUCAAGACGUUAUAGCUCUUAUGAUAAACGUUUUCAUUUCUAA